Electrophorus electricus (electric eel) is the source of this 2112-nucleotide messenger RNA. It is a transcript of the gene prf1.3, whose product is annotated as perforin 1.3. The record is from RefSeq and is a predicted model, not a curated record. Gene Ontology annotation, biological process: defense response to virus; T cell mediated cytotoxicity; immunological synapse formation. NCBI's taxonomy places the organism in Eukaryota, Metazoa, Chordata, Actinopteri, Gymnotiformes, Gymnotidae. Gene Ontology annotation, cellular component: membrane. Gene Ontology annotation, molecular function: wide pore channel activity; pore-forming activity; calcium ion binding.
AUGGAUGUGAAAACUGCCCUCAAGUCCAAGCUUAGAGGAUUCAUACAAGCACGCAGAAAAGCUCAAGCUGCCCAUAUGCGUGCCUUCCUCCUGUUCCUGCUGGCUGUGCCACUGGCGUCCAGCUGCCGCACUGCCCCAAGCACAGAGUGCCAGAAACCACCAUUUGUGCCAGGCCACAACCUGGUGGGAGAGGGCUUCAACAUUGUGCAAAUGAAGACCACGGGUGCCUACGUGGUGAACGUGAAGGACUACAUGACAGGCGGGGAACAUGGCAACUGCACCAUCUGUAACAACAAGCUUCUGAAUCAGGAGCAAAAGCUACCAGCCGCUGUGCUGGACUGGAGGAUCAAGGUGAUGUGUCAACGCAACAUCAGGUCUGCGGUGUACGAGUCCAGCAGGGACAUGCUGAGAGAGAGCACCAGCAGCACCAAGUCAAACUGGAAGUUGGGCCUGAACCUGCCCAAAGGCUUCGACCUGGCCAUCGGGGGCACGCACUCCAAGUCAGCCAAGUUCACCCAGAGCCAUUCUUCUCAGGAUAAGUUCUCCUACACCAGCCACAAGUUCUCCUGCAGCUAUUAUUCUUUCCGGCUUCAUUCCAGUCCCCCCAUGACCAAAGAAUUCAUGGGUUCAGUUCAAGCUCUUCCUGCAGCCUACAACAGCCAGUCUAAGGCUGCCUACGAGAACUUCCUCACCACCUACGGCACACACUUCCUGCGGCAGGUGAACCUAGGCGGCUAUGUACGCUCAUCCACUGCUCUUCGUACCUGUCAGGUCACCAUGAGCGGCCUGUCCAUCCAGGAUGUCAGCAACUGUCUCUCAAUGGAGGCGGGGGUCAUCGUCAAAUCCGUGCCAAUCAAAGGGCAAGUAGAGUACUGCAAAAGCAAAUCCAACAAACUAGAUAAAAAGAACAGCUUCAGUGGCUCUUUCUCCGACCGCAUCACAGAGGUGCUGGGGGGUGAGGGGGGUGAAGGUGACCUCCUCUUUGAUGGGUCAGAAAAGCAGAACGGCUACAACACCUGGCUGAAGACACUGAAGAACGUUCCAGGUGUGGUGUCCUACAGCCUGACCUCACUCCACAUACUACUGAGCAAAGACCCAUCCAGAAGAGCCAGCCUGAAGAAUGCCAUCCGAGAGUAUGUGAUGAAAAAUGCCAUACCUAUAUCCUGCUCUGGCAAAUGCAAGUAUGGUCAUCGUGUCAACUGUGCAUGCAAAUGCAGUAACCACCAACGGGUCAACCCCAACUGUUGUCCAAGUAAGUUAGGCAUAGCAGAAUUGAGCGUGACGGUGGUGAGAGCAGCAGGACUUUGGGGAGACUACUUUAGUAAAACUGAUGGCUAUGUGAAAGUUUUCUUUGAGAACCAGGGUUACACAACUGGUGUUAUCUGGAACAACAAUUUUCCCGUCUGGAACUACAGGAUUAAUAUUGGAACUGUGGAUUUGACACAGAAUAAGCCUCUGACGUUCGAGGUUUGGGACCGUGAUAAUAAAUGGGAUGAUGACCUUCUGGGAAAAGGUUCCAUGAUCCCUAAGCAAAGCAAAGAUAUGAAGCAGAGCUUCAAGUUGAAGCACGGCACCCUCUCUGUCUCUGUCACUGCCACCUGUGGGCCAAGCCUGACAGGACAGUAUUGCGAUACGUAUGCUCCAUCACCUGAAUCAGCAGACAUACUCACCUACCUAGACCUGGUGAAGAACCAUCGGCCCACCUUGCUACAAGGGGUAUAUGCUGCAGUGCAGAAUCAGACCUUCCUCUGAGUUUUGAGGAUUAAAAAAAAAGUCAGUAUUCAUAUUUACAUUGUACUCUUAUUGCUUGUCUUUGAAUAACAUAGAUACAAAAUAUACAGAAAUAUGCUUAAUACAAAAAUGUGUGAUGAUCAUAAUGUGUAAUAAUUGAAUUUAUUGCUUUAUAUGAUUACAUGUACAUUAUGCAAAAUAGCCUCUGUUUAUAUUUUAAUACUGUACAUUGUAGUUUGUCAUGAUCGCGCAUUUCACGAGACUAUAGAAAAUAUCAAAAAUUUCUGUCUGGUUAUCAAUGUUAUUGAUGCUACUCAUAAUAACCUUUUGCCUGAAAGUCAUUAGUAAGGGCCAAUACAAUAUUUUCACAUAUGAGAACAU